CUUAAAGGCAACUUUAACUGAAAUUAAGUCAGACCAGAGACUUAGAAAAUGGAUUCUGCUUGAAGAAGAUAAAGCAGCAGAUAGUUUAAAGACUUUUGAAAUUGAACUUAGCCCUGAAAUGUUAAGUUGGAAAGAAGGAACAGAAAUCAAUAUGAAAGAAGCAGAACAUAGCCAAGAA
Messenger RNA from Racocetra fulgida, 178 nucleotides. Lineage: Eukaryota; Fungi; Glomeromycota; Glomeromycetes; Diversisporales; Gigasporaceae. The record is from the annotation of a GenBank genome assembly.